This is a messenger RNA of Humulus lupulus (European hop), 4303 nucleotides long. RefSeq names its product receptor-like protein kinase 5. Lineage: Eukaryota; Viridiplantae; Streptophyta; Magnoliopsida; Rosales; Cannabaceae. The coding region runs from base 190 to 3258 and encodes 1022 amino acids. The transcript is spliced from 2 exons. Gene Ontology annotation, biological process: protein phosphorylation. The record is from RefSeq and is a predicted model, not a curated record. Gene Ontology annotation, molecular function: receptor serine/threonine kinase binding; ATP binding; protein kinase activity.
UGGCCUUUGGUUUUGGUUCUGUUUUCUCAUAUAGCUGCGCCUAGCUACUACCAGCUAGCAUGACUUUCCACUUGCAGAUACACACUAAAAAAAGUCAUCUUUAACUGAGUUAAUUUCUCCUCGGUCGAUAAAACUUAGAUUGAUUGAUAUUCAGAUUGACAAACUCUCAAUUUGAUCAAUCUCUUCAAAAUGAAUAAAGCAUAUUCAAUCCCAUUACGCAGCUUUUUCUUCCUUCUUUUACUUAGCCACGGAGUCUCCCAGUCACUGCAGAAGCAAGAACAAUCAGUGCUUCUGAAGCUAAAAGAGCAGUGGGGAAACCUUAAAUAUAUGAGUCAAUGGAUCCCAUCAACGAACUCUUCUUCUCACUGUUCUUGGUCUGGUAUCAACUGCACGUCUAACUCAGUCACCGGGCUGAAACUCCAUAAUGUAAGCAUCAACAGACCAGUUCCUUCUUUUAUAUGUGAUCUCAAAAACCUCAGAGUCAUUGAUCUUGGGCACAACACCAUUCCUGGGAAGUUUCCAACAGCUCUGUUCAACUGUUCAAAGCUUGAAGACUUAGACCUCUCCGCAAACUUCUUAGUGGGAACCAUUCCUAACGACAUCAAUCGAAUGAUUCAGCUCCAGAAUCUUUCCCUGGGUGGUAAUAACUUUUCUGGCAACAUCCCAGCAGUAAUCGGACAGCUUCAAGAACUGAGAACACUCGACCUUGGGACUAACCAAUUCAAUGGCUCUUUACCGCCAGAAUUAGGUAACUUGUCUAAUCUUGAAACACUGUGGUUAUCCAAUAAUAAAAAUCUUUCCCCGUCAACGCUGCCUUCUAACUAUACCCAAUUGAAGAAAUUGAGAAAGUUGUGGAUUACUAACUCGAAUUUGAUCGGAGGAAUACCUGAUAGUAUUGGAGAUAUGACAGCAUUAGAAUCUUUGGAUUUAUCCCGGAAUAGCAUGAGUGGGAAAAUCCCAGAUGGGUUGUUCAAGUUGAAAAAUUUAAGUGAGGUUUAUCUUUUUAUGAACAGACUUUCUGGGGAGAUUCCUCAGGUGGUUGAAUCUCUGAAAUUGACUUUAAUUGAUGUCUCAGAGAACAGUUUAACAGGGAGCAUACCAGAAGACUUUGCCAAGCUAAACAAGUUGUCGGGCUUGGCCUUGUUCAUGAAUCAAUUAUCCGGAAAUAUUCCAGAGGGUUUAGGCAGAUUGCCAGGUUUGAUAGAUUUCCGUCUUUUUAUCAACAAUUUGUCAGGAGUUUUGCCUCCAGAUUUGGGCAAGUAUUCUAACCUCAGAACAUUCGAGGUCUCUUCCAAUAGGCUUGAAGGAAAACUACCAGAACAUCUUUGUUCUCAGGGUAAAUUGUCCGAUGUCGUGGCAUACGACAACAAUCUCAUUGGCGAACUGCCGGAAGGACUCGGAAACUGUAGCUCUUUGACUACGGUAAAAAUUUAUAACAACAAACUUUCUGGGAAUGUUCCUAGUGGUCUGUGGACAUCGUUGAAUUUGAAUUACUUGAUGCUGGGCAACAACGAAUUCACUGGUGUGCUUCCUGAAAAGUUGGCCCAGAAUCUUUCUCGGUUAGAAAUCAAUGACAACAAGUUUUCAGGUACCAUUCCAACUGGUUCAUCUUCCUGGAAGAAUUUGGUGGUUUUCAAGGCCAGUAAUAACCGCUUAACAGGUUCUAUUCCUUAUGAAUUAACCAAUCUUCAACUUUUGACAACUCUUUCGCUUGACCAGAACCAGCUGACAGGGGAUCUUCCACCACGUAUUCAAUCAUGGAAGUCUCUUAGCACUCUUAAUCUCUGUCGAAACCAACUCUCUGGACAAAUUCCUGCAGAACUUUCUUUCUUGCCUGCUCUUAACUAUUUAGACCUCUCAGAGAACCGACUUUCUGGCCAAAUUCCUUCUCAACUUGGUCAAUUGAAGCUCAAUUCUCUCAAUCUCUCUUCCAAUAAGCUCACUGGAACAAUCCCACUUGCAUUCGAGAACGCUGCAUAUGCUGACAGUUUCUUGGACAAUCCUGGUCUCUGUACAAGUUCCAACAAUUUGAAACUCAAGCUCUGUAGUUCCCAACCCAGAAAGCGUGACAAAAUUUUAACUCCAUAUCUUGUUUUGAUCAUAACACUAGGUGCAGUGGUCUUCUUGUUAGCUGUGUUCUCCUUAUUCUUCGUAAUCAGAGGCCAUUGGAGCAAAAAUGGACUUGAAUCCAAAUGGAAGCUAACCUCAUUCCAGCGACUAUCAUUCACAGAAUCUAAAAUCGUGUCCGGAUUGAAUGAUCAUAAUCUGAUUGGAACUGGAGGCUCCGGUAAAGUCUACCGUGUCCCUGUGAAUCGUGAAGGCGAUGUUGUCGCCGUAAAAAAAAUACGGAACGACAAGAAUGUGGACCGCAAGCUCGAGCAAGAAUUCUUUGCGGAAGUGGAGAUACUGAGCUUAAUUCGACAUUCCAACAUAGUAAAACUCAUGUGCUGCAUCUCAAGUGAGAGUUCAAAACUUUUAGUCUAUGAGUGCAUGGAAAACCGGAGUCUAGACCGAUGGCUACAUGGCAAAAACAAUCAACGCAUCUUCUCAACCUCCGGUUCUGUCCAUGGUGUCUUUCUUGACUGGCCCAAGAGGCUACAAAUAGCAGUUGGCGCUGCACAAGGCCUAUGCUAUAUGCACCAUGAUUGCGUCCCACCAAUUAUUCACAGAGACAUUAAAUCAAGCAACAUCUUGCUAGACUCCGAAUUCAACCCGAAAAUUGCAGACUUCGGCCUAGCCAAGUUGUUGGUCAGGCAAGGAGAGCUUGCCACAAUGUCCACUGUGGUUGGUUCUUUCGGCUACAUGGCUCCAGAGUACGGUCACACAGCAAGAGUUAAUGAAAAGAUAGAUGUUUACAGUUUCGGCGUCGUUCUCCUGGAACUGGCAACCGGAAGAGAAGCGAACAACGGCGGCGGCGACGAGCACAGCUCCCUCUCCGACUGGGCAUGGCGUCAAAUCCGAGAAGACAAGCCGAUUGCCGAAGCUUUGGACCCGGAAGUAAAGGAGCCAUGUAAUGUGGAAGAAAUGUGCUGGGUUUUCAGGGUCGGGAUCAUAUGCACGGAGACUCAGCCUUCCAGGAGGCCUUCCAUGAAAGAAGUCCUACAACUCUUGCUCCGAUGUAGCCGUCCGGUGAUGGGUUACGGCGAAAAGUUCUCCAUUAUCGAAUACGACGGCGCUCCGCUCCUGAAGAACUCGAAGAGUGAGAAUGUUUUAGAAGAAGAAGAUGAUGACGACAAUACUUUUGCUAAGAAUGUAUGAUAUAAUAUGGAGAGUUUUGGCCUGGUGGAAAACAAAGCCUUUAAUCACAAUAGAUUAAAGUUUUAGAAGCCGUUUGUUUGUACUAGUAGAGCAGAGUUAUGAGCAUGAACAAGACUUUAAGAAGGAUUAAAAUUGAGCGUCUACCCGCCUCUGGUGCUCCUGCAGUUAUUCCUUCACUCAGUUUGUACGAUUUCUUCCUCAGCUCCGGCAUCAACUCCCACGUCCUCUGACUAUCCCGUCUACCCGUUUUCUCCCAUGGCUUCCUUUGAGUUUUUCGACAAACAGAAGUUGUAAUCACGCUGGUUUCUCUGCUUUCCAUAUCUGCUCCGCUGGCUUUCUUUGCCCAUCAUCAUGGUAUGCCUGCUCUGUUCCACGCUUUCCCUCACAGAUCAAGACUCUACAUCUCCUGAACUUUUUCUGGUAGUCCGUGGUUUAACUUUCAAGCCCUUCAACAGAGAUGCUUUCCAGCGAACUAUAUGGCUGCCCUUUGGAAAGGAUGCUUUGAAGUGGAAAUCUCUGAUCUGCAAGAGUUCCUUUUUCUGAUUCAGUGAUUCGUUUUGGUUGCUAUGUUGACAACAAAGGGUGCUCUUGGUGAACCGUGGCAUUUCAGCAAUCACCAUGUAUUUUACACACUCCAACUGUUCUACAAAUUGUCUCAAUGGAUGAUCUCAACAUUUCAUCUUUCUAGUUUCAAUGAAAUGGCUUACUCCACCCUUUAAACACCUGAAAUUGAAGACAAAUGCAGACAUUUUAUUACUGAUUCCGGUAGUUGGUAUUGCAACAAUCGUUGGAAAAUCUAUUGGAGAUAUGGUAGCUGUUAUGUCUACGCGUAUUACGGGCUGCUUUCAACAACAACAAAAACUGGAGGCUUUAAGAUUUAUUUUAUAUCUAAAAUGGGUGCUUGAUCAUGUACCAUUGAAAUAGAAUUUCAAAUGGUGUUUAAGGAUUUCAAAAGGCUGCUGUUUUUUUUUUAUCUUUUCAAAAGAGACUGUAGAGAAUACACUUACGGAUUGAGAUUGAAAGAGGUUUUCUUCGACCCACAACA